AUGGCCGACGUGUCGGGCAAUGCGCGAAAGCGGGCUCAUCCCGAAGAGGAUGACAGCAACUCACAAAAGAGAUCCCGAUCCAACCAUGGGUCUCCCCUCCCAGCCCAAGGAGGCUCUGCCAGCGGCAAGGUAGACAUCGAAAAGAUGGUCGCCGCGGCGAGAGCAAAGGCUGAAGCCGUUCGCGCUCGUCUUCAAUCUGCCCGUGGCGGCGCGACACCACCCGUUCCCCCGACAGAGGCAAGCCCCAGCCCCACGCCACCAGCUCCCAGUCCUGCAAUGUCGAGAUUGGAACAGAUGAAGGCCAGAGUCGCAGCAGCAACGGGAAGAGCCAAUGCAGCGCCUCCACAACGACCACCUGCCCCGGCGUCCUCCUACCAAUCCCCGACCUUUGACGAUGAGGGGCUCAACAAGGCCCGCGGUGGUCUGGAUGUCGGUCUUCACCCAGCACUACUCGCUGAUACUACGCCUGAGAUCCGUGGCGGCAAGGGACGGCAACCAGGCAAAGGAAAUCGGCGUACCGAAUUACGCGACAACCGGGCGCGCCUCGAUCUAUCCGGUCCGUCGAUAGAAGAAAUCAGGAACAAUCCUUAUUUUGAUCCUAGCCUUGGACCCAAGGCUACGGUGGCCAAGCCGCGACACGCGAAGCAGCUUGUUUUCAAUCAAAAGGGCAAAUACAUACAGCAAGCUGCGGCUCUGCGCAGACAGGCGCAGUUAGAGGCCAUGAAGAAGCGGAUUGCAGAGAGAGCACGUCAGGCUGGGAUCGAUGAGGAUUUGGACAUCGAAAAAGCAUUUGUUGUGCCUGCUCCGCCCGCUCUGGAAUGGUGGGAUGAAGGUCUGGUCAACGGAGAUGAGUACGCUGCGAUAGACGACUCCCAAAACCUCAAGGUCAAUACUGCCGAUUCCAUCAUCACACGCUACAUUCAACACCCUGUCCUUAUUGAGCCACCGCAGGACAAACACGUGCCCGUGGCGAAACCCAUGUAUCUCACACCCAAGGAGCAGGCCAAGAUUCGUCGCCAGCGACGCAUGGCGGACCUAAAAGAACAGCAAGCGAAGAUCAGAUUGGGUCUUGAACCGGCCCCACCACCAAAGGUCAAGAAAUCCAACCUCAUGCGAGUUUUGGGUGAAGAGGCCGUCAAAGAUCCCACAGCCGUGGAGGCUCGUGUGAACAGGGAGAUCGCGGACCGCCGCGACAAGCACGAGCAGAUGAACGAGGAACGGAAAUUGAGCAAGGAAGAGCGGCACGAGAAACUCGCGGCUCAGCAGGAGAAGGAUGCCGCCCUGGGGAUUUACGUGUCUGUUUACCGCAUUGAUAAUCUUGCGAGCGGCCGAAAUCGCUUCAAGAUUAGCAGGAACGCCGAGCAGAAUGCUCUGACGGGAAUCUGUGUCAUGCAUCCCAAGUUCAACCUGCUGAUUGUCGAGGGCGGCAGGCACUCAAUCAAAAACUACCGCAAGCUGAUGCUGAACCGCAUCGACUGGACUGAAAACCCAGGUCCCGACGCCGUGAAAGAAGGAAACCGUGAAGCUCAGGCGGCAUGGCUAUCUACGGAAGAUGAGAAAGGCGAACUAAAAGAUUUCAGCCACAACAGCUGUACUCUUCUCUGGGAAGGGCAAGCCAAAGCCCGCGCCUUUAAAAGGUGGCUCGGUGCUAGGGUGUGUGAAACCGACUCGGCCGCGAAAGAAGCCCUAUCUCGAGCCAAAAUGGAGAACUUCUGGACAUUGGCCAAGAGUGCCAAACCAAGCGAGUUCUGA
This is a messenger RNA of Penicillium lagena, 1752 nucleotides long. RefSeq names its product U4/U6-U5 snRNP complex subunit PRP3. The record is from RefSeq and is a predicted model, not a curated record. Gene Ontology annotation, biological process: mRNA splicing, via spliceosome. The transcript has a single exon. Lineage: Eukaryota; Fungi; Ascomycota; Eurotiomycetes; Eurotiales; Aspergillaceae. Bases 1 to 1752 code for a protein of 583 amino acids. Gene Ontology annotation, cellular component: U4/U6 x U5 tri-snRNP complex.